AUGAAGUUUGCAUUUGCUGCUCGAUUGGGCAGGGGAACCAAUACAAAUGCAGAGCUUCGGGCAUUAUUACUGGGAUUACGUAGAUGCCGUGAGUUGGGAGUUGACAAUAUUAUUUUGGAACUUGAUUCUCUAUUGGUGGUCAAUUGGUUGAAAGAUGGGAAAUGUAGCUUAUGGUAUCUGGAGGACUUUUUGGAUGAAAUUGUUGGGAUUUUAUCGAAUCUUAAUUGCCGAGUACAACAUGUUUUUAGGGAAGGAAAUACGGGAGCAGAUUUUUUGGCUAGAAUGGGAAGUAGUGGAUGCAAUGAAGAAUGGUUGUCACACGAAAACAUUCCAAUGUUGCUUAAGGGUAUUCUUCGGACUGAUCAUAGCAACUUACCUUAUUUGCGUAAGUAUAAGAAAAGUGAUUGA
Messenger RNA from Juglans regia (Persian walnut), 408 nucleotides. RefSeq lists its product as uncharacterized. NCBI's taxonomy places the organism in Eukaryota, Viridiplantae, Streptophyta, Magnoliopsida, Fagales, Juglandaceae. The record is from RefSeq and is a predicted model, not a curated record. The transcript has a single exon. The coding region runs from base 1 to 408 and encodes 135 amino acids. Gene Ontology annotation, molecular function: nucleic acid binding; RNA-DNA hybrid ribonuclease activity.